This is a messenger RNA of Doryrhamphus excisus (bluestripe pipefish), 8526 nucleotides long. RefSeq names its product RAB27B, member RAS oncogene family (gene rab27b). NCBI's taxonomy places the organism in Eukaryota, Metazoa, Chordata, Actinopteri, Syngnathiformes, Syngnathidae. Gene Ontology annotation, molecular function: GTPase activity; GTP binding. The record is from RefSeq and is a predicted model, not a curated record.
UGCGGAAUGGUCCAAAAAGUGAUGUUAUUCUCCCUGAAGAAGUCUUGAAAGUGGUUUUAAUGAAAAAGAGAAAGCUUCUUCGGGGAGUGGGGGCAUGCCUGUGUGAAUGCCUGACAGAAAAUAAUGGAUGAAUUACAGGUUCUGUGGAAAUUUAAGCUUCAUCUGCAAUUACCUUUUAGUAUGUUUUUUGUAUGAAAUAAUUUAAGCCUUCUUGAUGUAUCAAUAAAUGUUAAAUGUGAUCAAUUGAAAGAGACCACCAAUAAUUAACCACGUCUCUCACCUUAAAAACACCAUCAGUGAUAGUAGCAAGUUUCCGAGAUGUCCUUGAAUGCGUCAGCAACGUCAACCCUCCACCCCAGGAAAAAGCCGAGCUUCCUGCAUAACCAGCUGAGCUGCACUUGUUAGCGUGGCCCCUUUGGUGGACACUUACGCCGACUUGUGAUCACUUUGGCUGGUUUGUACGCGGAAUUCCCUCUCCAUUAGGACCGUGGGAGCGAUGCGACGCCUUGGAGGAGCAAGAAGAGGAGACGAACUGGCCAAAGAGCAGCAGCCACCUGAAAGGAAGAUCUGAGUUUGUGUUUCUACCGUCAACGAAAGGUUUCUAUUGGUCAUCACGAUGACUGAUGGAGAUUAUGACUACCUGAUAAAGCUCCUCGCCCUGGGAGAUUCUGGAGUGGGGAAGACAACGUUCCUGUACCGAUACACAGAUAAUAAGUUCAACCCCAAGUUCAUCACCACAGUCGGCAUCGACUUCAGGGAAAAGAGAGUGGUGUACACCACAUCCAACCCUAAUGGGAUGACAGCAGGAAAAAGCUUCAAUGUUCAUCUCCAGCUUUGGGACACAGCUGGGCAGGAAAGGUUCCGCAGCCUGACAACGGCGUUCUUCAGGGACGCUAUGGGCUUCCUGUUGAUGUUCGAUCUCACCAGCCAGCAGAGUUUCCUCAAUGUCAGAAACUGGAUGAGUCAGCUACAGGCCAACGCCUACUGUGAGAACCCAGAUAUAGUAUUGGUUGGAAACAAGGCCGAUCUGGCAGACCAGCGUGAGGUUCAGGAAAAACAAGCAAAGGAGUUGGCAGACAAAUACGGGAUUCCAUAUUUCGAGACGAGUGCAGCAACCGGGGUGGAGGUGGACAAGUCGGUGAUCACGCUGUUGGACCUGGUGAUGAAGAGGAUGGAGCAAUGUGUGGACAAACCACCCGCGGAGCCUUCUAACGGCACCGGCACCACAAAGCUCUCUGCCGCACAGCCAGAUGAGAAGAAAUGUGCAUGCUAGAUAAAGAGUUAAUUCAGGAAAUGACCUUUUGACUUGAUCUGUCUCUCCUCACCUUUGCCUGCAUGCGUGCGUCUUCUCGUCCAUCUUUUCUUGACAAAAACUAUCCAUGAUCAAUGGUAUACUUUCUUUUCCACCCUUUUUCUUCCUUUGCCGCGCUGACAUUAAAACCAAGCUUGUGCUCCCUCUAAUGGUGGUUAAAGCUACUGCAGUCAGUUGGCCUGUGUCACUAGAGAGGGAGGACGGCAUCUAACCGUGCCUAUAGGAUUAAAUGGUCUGAUCACUUUCUGAUAGUAUAGUAACUUGUUAAGAGUUAAAUCAACCUCUCUACUUGACUUCCAAACACAUUGCUUCCUCUUAUGACUGACACUUGAACCAGUUUAAAAAUAAUUAAGUGGCCCAUACAAUUGUAUUGAGCAGCCCCGUACUGUGCCGAUGUGUAGUUAUAGAAGGUUUUUCCUCAUUGCACCGUGGUUUCUAUGCUGGGCCUGUAUUAAACACUCAGGUUGACUUUGGUUCCCUCAUACUAUGCCUGAAUUGUUUGGUUGUGGCUGCAGUGUGUAUAGUUCUAGGAAAAGCCACCACUCGCUUGCAUCAUUCUGAGUUUUUUCGUUUUUUCCGCAUAAAACACAUCUCAUUCACCAUAGGUCGGUAAUACAGACCUGUGGUGUGUAUACUGUUUAAUAUUGUUAACCCUCCCCUCAUUUGUUACAUUUUUAUGGUUUUAUGCUUCACUGAUAAUGUUUUUUUUCAUCAAGCUUUGAGAUUUUGGCAGUCCUUGAACGCACCGUAGUUGUGUGCUGUCAACACCGUGACCAUCUGUUCAUGGAUCAUCUUACAUUAUCAUUGGUUAGUGGUGAGUACCCGUACAUUUUAUACUUUAAAUGUGUUUAAUAAGUGUGUGAGGCAUAUUGAAGAGAGAAGGGAAAGAUUCCGAAGCUGAAUCUACUCCAAUUAUUACAGAAGUUGCUCUUUUUUUUUUUUUUGAAAAUAUCGAUCCAAAAUCUGAGUAUUUUUUCGCCAUUCGCUGAUGGUCCCAGAAUAUAACCCAAGUGAAAAAAGUGAUUAUGCAAAACAAAUCAUUGCCAUCCAUUCAUUUCUAUACGGUUUGUCCUCAUCAGAGCUGGAGCCAACCCAUCUAACUUUAGAAAAGAGACAUGGUGCACCCUCAACUGGUGCCCAUUCAAUUGCAGAGCCAGAAAAAACACACAAAAGGACAGGGAGAAUAUACUAAUCAGAUGUUUCAACUGAGAUUCAAACCCGUAUCUCCUGUCUGUGAGGCAGACAUGCUAACCACUAGUUCACCAUGUGGCAUCAAUGGAACAAUCCUUCCUUUUCUUUGUCAAUAAGUCGACACACUGUCCGUUGUUUUUUCUUUAUUGGGCAUGACUGCAGAAUAACCCACCAUGGGGCCAAAAAGUUUGAUAAUUGAAUAUGGACUCUCCAGAAUGUACAGGAAUCCUGUAAGAUAAGUUAAGAUGCUUAUAGUGGGAAUUAAAGCCAAAUGUGUUGCUGAUUUGCAUAUAUUAUUGGCAUUGAUACUGUCACACCAUUGUGGCUGCAGCAUGGACCACGUGGAAUUGAGGGAAAAUAUAUUCUAAUCAAUGAUCACUAUCUUUCUUUAAUAUAUCAGUAAUAAUUAGGGAUGUCUGAUGUUGGAAUUUAUGUGAAAACGGAUAUGCCGAUAUUGUCCAACUCUCAAUUUCCGAUUUUUUGCCUCCUAUGUCCAAGAGCUUAUCCCCGGAAUAUUAUAUCUAAUAUAAACAAUAUCAACAGCACAAAAUUUGUGAGCCCAGUCACUUCAUUGCUGGGUUGCAACCAUCGGGAUACCCCGGGGGGAUUUAAUAUGACCACAUUAACACUGAGUAUCUUUGUACUAUGUUUGGCAGAUUAAUGCAAAUUUGAAGUCAUGUGCUCCCAUUGUGUGUGUCUGUGUGUGUGCGCAUGGUGUGUUGCAUAAAGACAUGAAAUAGUUAAACAAGGGGAUCAAAGUUUACAUUUUUUUGGUUUCUUGAACUUUUUUCCCUUUCUGGUGUCUUAUCUUAGUAAAUAAUUUAGCAAAAACAGUGCAUGUUUACAGAAUGUCCACUCAUAAUGCCCCCCCCCCCCUCCCUUUCUGCUUGAGGCAGUGAUGUCACAUGCAACCCAGCAAUGAACAAUCGUACUGAAAAACUGGCUGGUUUUUUUUUGCAUUUUCAAACCUGGUAAAAGUGUUGCAUGUGGCAAGGAAGAUGCGGUCCAAUCAUUGGUUUCUUUACUUUUCAACAGCAUGUCACUAGUCCAGUCAAAACUCAUAAAAAAGUGUUUGCUCCCUUCCUGAUGUCUUAUUUUUGGUCCAUGUUUGUCACAUGUAAAUGUUUCAGAUCAUCCAACAAAUGAAAUGAAUCAAUGACAACACAACUGAACACAAAAUGCAGUUCAUAAAUGACACUUUUUUAUUAUUAAGGGAGGAAAAAAAACAAACCCUACAUGACCCUGUGUGAAAAAUGUAUUACCCCCUAAAGCUAAUAAUAAUAAUAAUAAUAAGAUAAUAAUGCAUUUCUUUAGAAGUUGUUGUGGGGUCUUUUGUGACCUCUUAGAUGAGUCAUCGCUGUGCUCUUGGGGUAGUUUUGGUUCGCUGGCCACUCCUGGGAAGUUUCACCAUUGUUCAAUUUUUUGCCAUUAUUGGAUAGUGGCUCUCGCUGUGGCUAGCUGAAGUCUCACAGCUUUAGAAAUGGCUUUAUAAGCAAUUCAAGGCCUAAUAAGGCCUUAAUAAUAAAAAGUCAUUUAAAACUGCAUUUUGUGUUUAGUUGUGUUGUCACUGACUAAUAUUUUAGUUGAUGAUUCAUGAUAGGAAACAUUUAAUGUGAUAAACACUGAAGCAAAAAGAAAAAAGAAAAAAAAAGCACUACAACCUUCACAGGUGAAUGUAAUUUGACCACUUCAUUUGCUUCCUUCCAAAACAACUCUUUGUGUAAUGAUUGUUUUAUUUGUGUCUAUGUACACUUGUUGCUUGCUUACGUAUAUUCAGCACACUUAACGUAUCUGAUGAUGACUUACCUGAUUUUGUGCAAGUCAACCAUUUUUUUUUUGAAGUUGCGUGACACCUCCAACUGCCUUACAUGAUGAUAAAUAGUUUCCAGGUGUUGAUUUGCACAACAAAUAAGAAAGACCUUCUUGCUAUCCUUAUAUUUCUUUUCUUCCCCAAAGAUGCUAGUAGGGCUAAAGUGGGUCAGCAGUUUAUUAUAAAGUAUAACAUUUCUGUGGCCCUUUUAGUAAGAAUUAAGAAAAAAAAACUUCUAUAGAUGAAAAUAUGGUAUGUUUAUUUCAGUCAUUUUCAAGUUUUGUAUCGUGCACCAUGGAUCUGUUUGAAAGGUUUCUGUGCUUUGUCACCUUUAAUAUGCCAAUGUGCCAAAUCCGAAAAUAAUAAAAAAAACAACAAAACAGAGAAUUUUAUUUCACCAAAUAUUGGCCAUUUUGCCCAUUUCGCUUCUCAUUCAUCCCCCGCAGCGACACGGCGUUCUUCUACAGUCAGACGCUGAGCGUCUAUUGACUUCCAUAGGGAAGCGUAGAGUGGGUUACUUCACUGCGCGAAACUGGACGGUCAUUGGAUAAUUGCUGGGCUUUGUGCCACCCAUCAGCUGGGCUUCAGUGUUAUGAUUGGAUAACCUAUCUGAGGCGGAAUCCCUUUUUGAUUGACAGUGAAAUGAGCGAAUCAGAGAUCUUGAAGUAUAAACCCUCGACCUGAGCAUUUUCCAAGUUUUUCAUUCCUUUAUUCUGAACUAAUCGAGAGACUUUAUUGAUCGCUAGCGAUUUUGUCUUUGUUAAAAAUAACUAGUGUUAUGUUUGCCGACUCUGCGGUUUCUUUCCCCAACGAGCAGCAGUCGCUGUGUAGCGUCUUCUUCCCCCCGCCCCCUCCCGUCACACACAAUCUGACGCACAGCCCGCCAAACAGAAGCCUCGUGCACCUGCUAGCAAGCUAUUGCUACAAUUUACAUAGCAAAAUAUCAACACAUUGAUGUAGUAAUAUUAAUAAACGUGUUUCCCCUCCUUGAAUGACCAGCAACUUCCACUGUUUGCAAGUACUUCCUGGUUCCUGGAUGGGUUCUAUGGCGCAGAAGACGCUGGCCUGGGGAAUCCCAAUCCAAUGAAUAAUGGACCCUGAAGCCCUCCUUGCACAAACAAACAUCAAACAAACAAGAGAGCUACCCAGAGGAAGAAACAGAAACUUCCGGCAAGAAGGAGUCAACACACCACCAUCCAUCGAGAGGACGUCCCACGCAAUCGUAUGUAGACGUGCCGAGGAGGAACGUGUGAGUGGAGAGCUCUGUGGAACUGAGGGAUGUUUGGAGGCUCUUGAUUUUGGUCGAAAUACGAGAUUUCCACCCAAAAAAACGUGAGAAUGGAAGGUAUGUGAGCAUGUUUUGUUUAUGUAGUAUGUGAAGUUCCCAAUACUACGACAUGUGUCAACUGAGCAAUGUAUCAUAGAAAUGACCCUUAUGGGUGUCAUAUUUUAGCAAUGGACAAUGUAUGUUUAUGUCGACUUAAGCGGACAGGAGUACACAAUCGACUUAAGCGGGUUCCACUGUGUUAUCUUUGCAAAAUCAGAUAUUUAGGGAUGGGGUCAAUCCGAUCCAGUAUUGGUAUAAUCUUAGUAAAUCAGGGCUACGUUUGCUGGUAUUGGCGUUCUAUCUAUAUUGACUGAUAUAGAUAUAUAUUUCUAGUUACCCCAUGUCAUAUUUUUGGCAUGUGGGUACAUCAUUCUGGUCAACAUGUAACAUUUUGUGCCGUUGAUUGAUAUUUCAAUGUACACCCCCCCAUAAAGUAUUUCAUGUCACUAUACAGCUAAUUAGUGAAUGAAUGCGUACACGCUCUGUAACGUGGCGGUAAUAUUGUUAUUACAUACGUCGGCAUGUUUUCUACUAUGAAAAAGUAUUUAAUACUAUGUUCUGAUGCUGAUAUGUGUUGAUGGCGCUGACGGUGCACGCCCAAUGACAGACUGCGUUAAACCUCGGUGACCUUACUGAUCUGUUCCACGACUUUCUCGUCUUUCGGUUCUGGACGUUUCUGCUCUACUUCGUCAUCGUCAUCGUCAUCGUCAACGCUGAGGUCCAGCCGCAGGUUAUCUAGAGUCUGACGAAUGGUCAGAGUGUCCUUUCGACUGAAGAGAGACACACAAUAUAAUAUUGCGUACAAAUAAACGUUUAUGCACAACAUAACACCCAUAUUCCCACCGCAAGGCAUGCUGGGUAGCUUUUUUGCCUUGCUUUUUUAUUUCCUGCUAUGUGACAUAGCGAGUAUGUUUGGCUCUUACUUUGUCUGCAGGUGUUGGUCGAGCAGCUGCCUCUGAAGUCGCCCGUUGGACUCCCUCUCCUCGGCUAGCUCCCGCUGACUGUGACGCAACUGAGCGUCUCUACGGCUCGCCUCUUCCUCUGCCUCGUUCAGCUGGCGCUUGAGAGAGCGGAUUCUCUGCGUCAUCUGCAUGACCAAUCAGAUGGGGAUGAUUUGACCGUGAUGCACACCCGUGCCAACAAAAGUCACGACAUGACGUCAUUGUCCAGACAGUGUAAUGAUUACAUCAUUCAUUCAUUCGUUUUCUACCACUUAUCCUCAUGAGGGUUGCGGGGGGUGCUGGAGCCUAUCCCAGCUGUCUUCGGGCGAGAGGUGGGGUACACCCUGGACUGGUCACCAGCCAAUCACAGGGCACAUAUAGACAAACAACCAUUCACACUCACAUUCAUACCUAAAAUGAUGUUAUUUUAUUUUUUAUCCUUUAGUUUAUUCCUGUAAAAUUACAACUUUUUUUGUUAGAAUGUGAUCUUUUCCUCGUAAUAUUUUGACUUUAUUCUCAUAAAAGUACAGCUGUUUUAUAAUUGUCAUUUAUAAUUUAUUCCCAUAAUAUAUAUUAUACAUUCUUCUGCACCCAAUUUUCCAAAAAUGACAACUUUAAUCGUUAUUUUGUUUGUUUCUCAUAAUAUUACAACUUAAAAAAUAUAUAGACUAACAACCAUUCACACUCACAUUCAUACCUAUGGACAAUUUGGAGUCGCCAAUUAACCUAGCAUGUUUUUGGAAUGUGGGAGGAAACCGGAGUACCCGGAGGAAACCCACACAUGCACGGGGAGAACAUGCAAACUCCACACAGAGAUGGCCGAGGCUGGAAUUGAACCCUGGACUCCUAGCUGUGAGCUAUCCUGUGCUCCUCCUCCAUCUGAUCUCCAAGCUCAUUGAUCCUCCUCUCCAGUUUACCAAUGGUGUUGUUAAGAGCCGCUUUACUCCUGCGUGAAACACAGGUGGGUUCUUACUCCUUCACUGUUCUCUAUGUAGUGUAUAAUGUCAUACGGUAUACUGUAAGUACCUCUCCUCGGUUCUGAGAGAGUUCUCCAGCUCUCUGACUCGGGUCUCCGUCUUGGAGAUGAUGUCAUCUGAAGGUUUGGAGUUCUGAAACUCGUCCAACUCUAAACGUAGCUCACGAUACUUGACAGAGAAGAGACACACAAAUGUUUUGUUUUGUUUUUUUUUUACAACAAAGGCAUUAAUUUGGCUGUAUGUUAAGAUAUGUUAUAUGCUUGUUUACAAUUACUGCAUAAUGUGCAUAAUUUUGAAAAACUUAAUGUAUCAUAUACACAAUAUGAAAAAAGUAUUUAAAAAAAAAAAAAUGAAACCACACAGGACACGCACUUGUCGCUCCGUGAUGGCCUUCUCAGUUUCCAGCUGGUCGUUCAGAUCUUUUUCCUGAAUCAGCUUCAGCUGCAGCUGCUCAGUCUGACAGAAACCAUAAAUAUGUGUCAAUAAAAGUGAAAUAAACUGAUGACAUGAAAUAUGAAUAGUCAUCCACACUUCAUCUACCUGUUCUAUAGCUCUCUUGUGCUUGGAGGCCCAUCGCUGCUCGCUGUCAUGCAGCUCCUCCACAUCACUUUCCAGGUCAAUCAUUUUCUCCUAAAAAGGUCACACAGCGUGGGGAAAAGAAUAAUUGCAUUAUGUAAUUUUAACCUAUUCAAAGCUAUGAACAGUCUAAAUUACUUUUAUGGUAUUUUAACAAAGACAACAAAACCAGGAAAUGGGCCUGCCUGUUGCUUAUCUCCGGUCCAGUGUUAUAUUCUUGCUGGUUGUUAGCAUUUACCUUAUUUAAGCAAGGAAUGGGCUUGUGCUUUGUUUUGCAGGACCAUAAUGAAUAGUAAAGUGUGAAGAAUUAAAGUAUGGGUUGUUGAGCUUUGUUUUGCCCGGCCAUAACAUAUAUUAAAGUUUGAGGAAUAAAAGCAUAGGAUGAUGCGCUU